Molecule: messenger RNA, 1920 nt
Organism: Penicillium oxalicum
Lineage: Eukaryota; Fungi; Ascomycota; Eurotiomycetes; Eurotiales; Aspergillaceae
Product: fungal specific transcription factor domain-containing protein
Exons: 5
Coding region: 1-1920 (639 amino acids)
Biological process (GO): DNA-templated transcription
Cellular component (GO): nucleus
Molecular function (GO): zinc ion binding; DNA binding
Source: RefSeq, a predicted model, not a curated record
AUGUCGAAAAUGUCAAAGAAGAAGCGGCGGGAUUGCAGACUGCGUCCUUACUCGACCGCAGAAGCGGAUCCGUCUGCAGCCGGCAGCUCUCCAUCUGCCUUGACAAAUGAGCCGGGUUUGAACGAGAUACCUCGCUCAACAGGGCAAUCUCAAGGCGCUGCAGGUGUUCGUUGUCAGCCUCCCAUGCAUCUAUCUUAUAGCGACUUUACCGAUGAGCAUAUUCGGAAUCUUUCGGCGAACAUUGUACUGAAGGUGCUGAAUAUCUUCAUCAACAAAUUUCCAGAGCUUGGUAUUCUUCAUCUUCCCAGCUUCAUGCAAGAGCUGCAAACAACGUGUCAUAAUGAUACCAAGACGCUGCUGGCAGCCAUUCUUUCAGUCACGCAUUGUUACUUCGCGCAAUCGAACUUGGCCGGGCUAGAAACUUUAUUGUCCAGGGAGCAAUAUGCGUCCUACGCCCGAGCCAUGUUGGCUCACAGUUCUUUUCAGGCACCGAGGCUUCAAGUUGCCCAGGCUUUGCUCGUAAUGGGUCUGUUUGAAUGGGGGUCACGGGAGUUUCAUCGCGCUUGGAUCUACUGCGGGAUCGCAAUUCGGAUCAUGCAGGCAAUCAAUAGCCUCCAAAUAGCACCAUAUCCUGCUGAUCCACAGUCAUCCGGCAGUCAGGAUCCCAGCCAGGAAGCUAUUGCUUCUGCGGUCCAGAAUCGAACAAUGUGGGCAUGCUUCAUUAUGGAACGCCUUAUCAGCUCAGGAACCUAUAACCCGCCUAUGCUCCCCUUGUCUGAGAUGGAGAAGAUCAAGGUCCUGCGUCCAUUCUCAGCAGUCGAAUUUGCUUUCGGAACCGACGCGACAUCCCAAAGGAGCAGUAUGGAACAGAGUCUUGCAACUCUCCAGAAUCGUAACUCUCAUCUGCUGGAUAUCACCCAAGCGUUCGAAGUUCUGGUGGCAGGAUUUGACAUCUGGACACACGUAAUGACCUUUGUUCUGAAUGAUGGACGACGAGCACCGGAGAUGUGCGCACCCAGGAAUUGUCCCUGGGUGCCUGGAUCGCCGUGGUCAAAUACUCGCAACCGCCUCGAAGAGUGGCGUGCAAACCAGCAUCACCGUCUGCACUACCCGGAGAACUCCGUUGUUGCUCAUAUCACACUUGGAUAUGGGGAGUCCUUCACUUACGUGAACUUGAUUUAUUACCUCUGCACCCUCAUGCUUCACCGCGAAUAUUUCCCGUUUCUACCGACUUCCGAAACACUUCCCAGAGGUCCAGUAGAUCACCCUCAACUUCAGGCGGAGGCACCCCCUGGUUGGUGGGACAAAAGUGCGCUUGAAAUGUUUGGAGCCACUGAACAUAUUGCGAGGAUCCUGCACGAGGCUGCAGAGUGUGGGUCGGAGCUUUUAACGCCAUUUGUGGGAUUCUGCGCCUUCUCGGCUGCCUACAUGAAUCUUUAUGUCUCCAAAUUCCCCCAGAUGAAUCUGGGCCGAAGCCCUCAUGCUGGGCAACACUUGCAAUAUUGCCUCGCUUACCUUGAGGUAUUCCGGCGUGAGUGGAAGCUGGGCGAGAGUUGGAUGACCACGAUCAAGCAUGCCUCCCUUCUAUACGAGAGAGCAAGUUCCGACAGAGCACGAUAUCAGGGAAAGUCAAGAAAGGACUUUGACAUCCUGCACCAAUCUAUUCAUGAGUUCCGAGUCGUGGACCGUUCACAUCAAUACAUUCAAGAGAUAGAAGGCGCUGAACGUGCGACAGAUCCGUCAACCUCUGGCACUACUCCCGCGACAAAUGCUGCAUCGGAUUCAUUGGAUCUGGACGCCCCUCUCAACGACUUGUUGACCGAAGUGAGCACGUAUGCUCAUGAACAGGGCAUGUGGUCACAUUGGUGGCCAUCUUUGGAAGAAAUGAAUGUUCUCCUGUUUCCAGACAAUAUGCCUUGA